UUGGUUUUGGUGCUUGCAAGGUGGGCGGACGUGGAAUCGAACAACAAUAAAUUGGAACUUGUGUUUUUAGUUAUUAGGUGAAAACGAGGGCAAAUAGCAAUUUAGAAUGCUAUUUGUUAAAUAGCAAACAAGACUAAAAAGGAAUGAUGCAAUCGAUGGACCAUGUUCAUUUACACAAAGCCGAAUCUCAUACGCUUUUUGGUCGGCGCAAUAUGUCUUCUGCUGCUGCUUAACUUCCUCUGGACUUCCGAUUCGGAUGGCGCAAGCAAUACAUCUCUCAGCAAGUUAAGCAUACGGCGGGUGCACAAGUAUGCACACAUACACAUACCCAAAAACAAUAAAAAUGACAGCGGGAGCGAUAGAGAGGGCAAUACAAACAUCUUGCCCGCUGCUCCUUUGGCUCCCGUUGCAAAGGAGCGCGAGUUGCACUCCAAUCGCAACUCGACCUCACCAACAACCAGAACUGUGAUUGCGACUGCAAAUGCUACUUCCAUUUCACAAGACUUAAAUCAAGCGCAUAAUUACUUUCCAAAUGAUUAUGCAAACAGCACCCAGAAGCCCGAAAUGUCGUUGACACCAAACUGCACAGAUCCCGAUCCACGAGAUGGUGGACCCAUCACGCCGAACACAACCCUCGAAUCCCUUGAUAUUAUUGAAGCAGAGCUGGGGCCUUUGCUGCGCCCAGGUGGCGCUUAUCAGCCAACAGAUUGCGUGGCACAGCAUCAUGUUGCCAUCAUUGUGCCGUUCCGCGAUCGAUACGCACAUCUGUCGGUCUUUCUGCGCAACAUACAUCCAUUCCUAAUGAAACAACGGAUUGCCUAUCGCAUCUUUAUUAUAGAGCAAACCAAUGGCAAGCCCUUUAACCGUGCUGCCAUGAUGAAUAUCGGAUACUUGGAGGCCUUAAAGCUUUAUCAGUGGGACUGUUUUAUAUUCCACGAUGUCGACCUUAUACCCCUGGAUGACCGCAAUCUGUACAACUGUCCACGUCAGCCGCGGCACAUGUCCGUUGCAAUUGACUCGUUGAACUUCAAGUUGCCUUAUCGAUCAAUAUUUGGCGGAGUUUCUGCCAUGACUCGACAGCAUUUCCAAGCUGUUAAUGGCUUUUCCAAUUCGUUCUUUGGCUGGGGAGGUGAAGACGAUGAUAUGUCCAACAGAUUGAAGCACGCCAACUUAUUCAUAUCACGCUAUCCGAUUAAUAUAGCUCGCUAUACAAUGUUGAAGCAUCUGAAGGAGAAAGCAAAUCCCAAACGAUACGAGAAUCUCCAGAAUGGUAUCGGUAAGAUUGAAAUGGAUGGCAUCAACUCGAUUAAAUACGAAAUCUAUAGCAUCAAAGAGUUUCCAACUUUUACUUGGUAUUUAGCAGAGCUAAAGAACUCAGAGCGCAAGAGUUAGCCUCAAACAGAAAUCAGCAAAUAAUGCGAAGCCACAGUAGUUUCCAAUUUUUCGAAAACUGCUGUCAAGAAGACAAGAUUGCAAUAAGAAUCUCAAUUCAGUGCAACGUUUUGAAUAUUACUUAUAUAAUAUGUACAAAAAAUGACAACAUUACUUUUUCAAAGUAGCCUAAUUAUCAAAGAAUAAUAGACACACAUAUUGUGUAUGUAGCAUGUCCAGUCAAUAAUAUAGAAUUACACUAUGUACUUUUGGUAGUACUAUUAGCCCCAUUGAAUAUUCUAUGUAUUCUCGAUGAAUAUGUGGACUUUGUUGAUUUUCCGUUUUUGCCCUAAAUCAUUUUUUUAUUAACGAAUCUCUUUAAAUAACUAGACAAAAAAUUCUACACCAAUUCCUACAAGGUGAAAUGUAGAUAUUACUUUUGUGAUAUACAAAUUGUUAUUCGAGCAAAAAAAGAUAAUUACACGACGAAAAGACGCAGAGAAAAUACAUUGAAUAUUCGGUAAACCGAAUCUAUAGCAUAUACCCUUGCAGAAGAUGUGGUAACAUUCGAUUUCAAAUAAUACUUGGCUAUCAUAAUAUCCUUAAGCGUACAUUUUAAUCGAAUAUCAGAGAAGGCAACUAUUUGAACUGUUUAGUCUAUUGAAUCUCUUUUUUUAUUUAGUGUUCCGAUCCGAUCCGACCGACAACCGGUUUUUAUAAAACUCGUGUGCCAAGUAAAAAGAAAGAGUAUUUUGAUCACCCUCUGCAAGGGUGUUUAUUACCUACCAUACUUUAAUAUACAAUACCAAAUGUAAAACUUAUAAAAAUUACAUUUUACUAUACCAGAAUAAAUCUUUUACUAUAUGUACCAAACUA
Messenger RNA from Drosophila albomicans, 2247 nucleotides. RefSeq names its product beta-1,4-N-acetylgalactosaminyltransferase bre-4. The record is from RefSeq and is a predicted model, not a curated record. Lineage: Eukaryota; Metazoa; Arthropoda; Insecta; Diptera; Drosophilidae. Bases 163 to 1392 code for a protein of 409 amino acids. Gene Ontology annotation, biological process: glycosphingolipid biosynthetic process; carbohydrate metabolic process. The transcript is spliced from 6 exons. Gene Ontology annotation, molecular function: N-acetyl-beta-glucosaminyl-derivative 4-beta-N-acetylgalactosaminyltransferase activity.